AUGGCAGAGAAGAAGAACCUGCUUGUACUUGACACCGUGACCAGGAGACUCACCUCCAUAGUCAACCACCUUGGUGCCUCUUCUCAAUCUGAUCACCCUUCUCUUCAUCCCCACAACCAACUCCAACUUGGCCUCUGUGACUCUUCAACUUCCCGGAAUGAUAGCUACGAACGUGUUCACGGUGAUGUUCCCUCCCACGACGUCGUUUGGAGGGUCAUAGCUUCCGAUGCUGACUCCGACAAGGAGUUCACUGACAUCAUCUACGAGAAGGCUGUUGGGGAAGGCAUAGCCAAGAUUAGUAUUAAUAGGCCUGAGAGAAGGAAUGCCUUUCGACCCAAUACAGUUAAGGAACUUAUUCGUGCUUUCAAUGAUGCCAGGCAUGAUUGCUCUAUUGGGGUUGUCAUUCUUACUGGCAAGGGGACCAAGGCAUUUUGUAGUGGUGGUGACCAAGCUUUGAGGACAGCAGAUGGUUAUUCUGAUAAUGAAGAUAUUGGCAGCCUUAAUGUGUUGGACUUGCAGGUAGUGAUUCGCCGUCUUCCAAAACCAGUAAUCGCAAUGGUAGCAGGUUAUGCUGUUGGAGGAGGACAUAUAUUGCACAUGGUCUGCGAUCUAACUAUUGCAGCCGAUAAUGCCAUCUUUGGCCAAACUGGUCCUAAGGUGGGAAGCUUCGAUGCUGGUUAUGGAAGUUCCAUCAUGUCCAGAUUGGUAGGUCCAAAAAAAGCACGUGAAAUAUGGUUUCUCACUAGAUUCUAUACAGCUGAUGAAGCAGAGAAAAUGGGCCUUGUUAAUACUGUUGUGCCACUUGAGAAUCUAGAAAAAGAAACGAUAAAAUGGUGUCGGGAGAUACUCAGGAACAGCCCAACUGCACUUCGAAUUCUCAAGUCAGCGCUUAAUGCAGUGGACGAUGGGCAUGCUGGACUUCAGGAAAUGGCUGGAAAUGCAACCCUGAUAUUUUAUGGCACUGAAGAAGCUAUUGAGGGAAGGACUGCAUUUAUGCAACGCAGACGCCCUGAUUUUUCCAAGUUUCAUCGGCGACCUUGAAUUCUAAACUGAUUUGCUGUCUCUUAUCUCUUGUCCUUAAUUUAAUUGGUCUUUGGGAUACAAAGCUAUUAUCCCAAAUCAUUUACUUGUCCUGCUUGUUAAGAAGAUGAACCACUCAAAUAAAUGAGAGCAAAGAUCUCUAAUCAUUUUUUCUUAAUGCCUAUUCUUGA
Molecule: messenger RNA, 1211 nt
Organism: Arachis stenosperma
Lineage: Eukaryota; Viridiplantae; Streptophyta; Magnoliopsida; Fabales; Fabaceae
Product: 1,4-dihydroxy-2-naphthoyl-CoA synthase, peroxisomal
Exons: 9
Coding region: 1-1041 (346 amino acids)
Biological process (GO): menaquinone biosynthetic process
Cellular component (GO): cytosol
Molecular function (GO): 1,4-dihydroxy-2-naphthoyl-CoA synthase activity
Source: RefSeq, a predicted model, not a curated record